Brugia malayi is the source of this 1941-nucleotide messenger RNA. RefSeq lists its product as uncharacterized. Lineage: Eukaryota; Metazoa; Nematoda; Chromadorea; Rhabditida; Onchocercidae. The transcript has 11 exons. Gene Ontology annotation, molecular function: transmembrane transporter activity. Gene Ontology annotation, biological process: transmembrane transport. The coding region runs from base 1 to 1941 and encodes 646 amino acids. Gene Ontology annotation, cellular component: membrane. The record is from RefSeq and is a predicted model, not a curated record.
AUGUUGAAAAAUUCUGAAGAAGGAAGAGGAAAACCGAAAUCAUUUGAAAUAUUAAGUAAGACCGAAUUCAAGAUAUCCGAUAUACAGACGUGUGGUAAUUAUGUGAUUUACCUAACUUUGGUUUAUUUUUUUAUGGUCCUAUCGCAGGUAUGUAACCUGCUCUUCAUGACAUUUGCCGAUCGAAAGCCUAAAGUAGAAGAUGUCUGUGAAAAGGAAUACCCGGGUUAUAUGCCAACAAAGACCUGCAAUGUAAGCAAUUGUUGGGUGACAACAAACCAAAGUGGUAAUGUCAUAUGUUCUACAAGGACCUAUGAUUUCAUUCCUAUAAGUUAUGAUUUCGAUAUACCAGUUGAAUAUGUUAAACUGGGUACAACUGUACAAAACAUUGGUUUAAUGGUUGGUGCCAUUGUAGCUGGCAAUCUUGCUGAUAUAUUUGGCCGAAAGAAAAUACUACUAUCAUUUACUGUCGGUUUAAUAAUAUUUCUUAUUGCUACACCAUUUUCACCAUCCUUCACUGUAUUCACCAUUUUUCGCUUCUUCGAUAUGAUCUUCACUGGAGGGAAACAUUGUGUUUGCAAUCCUUAUUUUAUGGAAAAUUUACCCGACAAGCAUCGAAUGUGGGUAGCUACUGUUAUUACGUAUUCACCAAAUUAUAUCAUCUUAGCUGGUAUCGCAUACUUAUGUAAGAAAUGGAAAAUUCUGUCAUGGGUAGCUGCUUCCAUUACAGUACUGCCUCUGAUUACAAUACCGUUUCUAAUGGAUACACCACGAUGGUUGAUAAAAAAAGGAAGGAGUGAGGAAGCAUCAAAGGCAGCAGUUUACAUCCGGAAAUGGGAUGAAAACCUUACACCGGAAAGGAAAGAGCAAAUUGUUGCUGUUGUUCGAGAAGCUGCCAAAGAGGAGUUGUCAAAAAUGAGAAAAGGAAAGAAGAAUUAUUACUUUUAUCAUUUAUUCAGCGAUUGGAAAUUGGGCAGUUAUGCAGUAGUAUUUGCUACCAGUUUAUUUUCGACAAGUUUUAUCAGUUAUGGCAUUGCAUACAACAUGGAUGCGUUGGCGGGUACAGUUUAUAUUAAUGUUAUUAUUCUGGGCGCUGCAAGGUGGGCUAUUAAUAUAUCCGCUGCCGGACUUGAAUUUUCAAUCCAAAGUAUUGGACGACGCUUACUUCAUCUUGUUGCCGUUGGAUUUAUUGUUGUUAUUAUGGGGAUUAUUUUCAUCAUUUAUUUAUUUACAUGGCCAAGAAUUAACACUUAUAAAGCAGUUGUAAAGGCUGGUGGCACAGGUGAUGGGUCGAUCCAUGCAAUCAUCAUGUUCACUAGAUAUGCCUCUCUUUUGGCAGCAGCGAUGUGCACGGAAUUAUUUGUCCUGGACGCGGUGCAGCCAACUGAGCUAUUCCCGACACCAGUACGGAGUGCAGGCAUCGCUUUCAUCCAGACAUUCAAUCGACUCGGCACCAUUGUUAGCCCGCUUGUGUUUAUCCCGAGCAAGCACUGGCCACCGGCGCCAUUCCUUUUGAUGUUGAUAACGAGCGCAACCGACUUCUUACUCUAUUUCUUCCUCGUACCCGAGACUCGGGGCAAGAAAUUGCCCGACAACAUGCCAGGUGAAGAAUAUGCUCAUGAAAGUCGCACUCAGAGUACAGAUUCCACAGAGAAUGCGAAAAUAGGUGAAGGUUCAACUCAUAAGAUCACAUCUUCAGCGUCACGACAGGAUGAGAAAAAAGAGGCGAUAAAGAAAGGGAACAAAGUCGAGGAUAAUGAGAAAGAGAGCAAUGAUGAUGAAAAAAAGGUGGGAGAGAAAGGAAAAAAGAGAGAGAAUGGAGGAGAUGAAGAAAAAAAGGAGGAGAAAAAAGAAGAGGGAAAGCAGCAAAACAGCACUGAAGAGAGCAAACAGGAAAAGAGCAAAACAGAGAGCAGCAAAAAUGAAGAGAGAGAGGGGAGCUAA